CAGAAAUAGUCUUUUGCAUUCUUUUUUUUUUUUUUUUUAAACCUUACCUCAAAUAACAACUCUGGUAAUUCUACUUAUAUAAAGUCCUUACACAAUAACUACCAACUAAGCUAAACAGAAUCUAGAGUUAAUGAGCAAAGUCUCCUUCUAUCUUGUCUGUCCAUUUUCAAAGGACAUUUUUUCUUUGGGCUUCUAUCUUCAAGCCCCGCUAUUCAUGCUCUCCUUGACAAGAUGACAGAUUAGUUUACUUUUUACCUUGGACUCAACUGGUGUCCUGAAUUCCACUGGUGUACAACUGGGUGCCAUCUCCCAGGCGAAGAGAUUAAACUUCCUUUCUUUGUUUACUUUUCUAGGUCCACAGUAUCUGAUGCAUCCUAUGGUUUAUCUCCUCGGGGAUCUGCCCCCGCCCUCAGAGCUCCAUUUUCCCUCAGCACUGUGAGGAGUCUUAAGAUAAGUUUCUGAUCCCUUGGGGAUCCUCUUUCCUCUUUUUUUUUUUUUUCUUCACUUUUUGCCAGCUCCCUUUUUUGCUAAAAUGCCCGGUUCUUUUCUUCGCUCCACUCUCGGAGCUUCUAUCCUAAUAUGGUAUUGGCUCCGGAAGUGGCAUCUGCCGGGUCUUUUCAUCAUGUCCACACUCAUUCUCUCACAGCCAGCAACCAAGAAGACCUUGUGCUUGUGCCUGCCUCCGCUCUAAUAGGUGUUCCAGCGCCGCCUUUGCCCGGGUCCAAGAUCUUGUGCGCCCUGGGCUUACGGGUAGACCCCAGAGGUUACCCCUGCUGACAUCAGGAGGACCCCUUAACUCUCCUGCCACAACUUCGGAUGUAACUUCAGUGGGGGGGUCCUCCCUUGGGGCAGCCACCAGGGUCGACGCGUUUCCCGGCGGGUACUCUCGGGGCUCCGUCCUCCCCUACACCCUGGCCACCUUAAGUUCUACCUCCUCUGGCUUCCACGUUGUCCUCGGCCUGCCACCCUCUCGCCCCUGACUCGCCGGCCAUCAAUGAAGGUCUUCAGGCUUGAGGUACAGCCUACUGGGGCGCCAGCCCGGUUCUUCUGCCUUGGCUCCUGCUUCAAUUCUGCUGCCAGUGAUGCAGCCGGCUCUUCCGCUGGCUCUACAGUCUAUGGUGCGACCGGUUACCUCACCGGCGCUGCUGCCUGCCAUGCAGCCAGCUCCUCCACCGACCCUGCCGCUUGUGAGACAGCCGGUUUCCUCACCGGCUCUGCUGCCUAUGACGCGACCAGUUACCUCACCGGUUCUGCUGCCUGCAAUGCAGCUGGUUUCUUUGCUAGCUCUGCUUCCCGUCACCCAGUCAGCUCCUCCUCCGGCUCUGUUGCCGGUGAUGCAGCUGGUUCCCUCAACGGCUCUGCUGACAACCGCGGAGCUGGCUCCUCCGCUAGCACUGCCGCUGGCUGCUUUGCAAGCUCUCUCGGAGCCUGCUCUGGCUCCGCCCCUUUCGCUCCCCGCCGCUGGCUGAUCCCCUCCUCGCAGGAGCUCGCUCCUCCAGUCUCCUCCUAUCAGCCGCCCCGCUGCCUCGGCUGGGCCACUUUUUAUCCCUUCCGGGAAGCGUCCUCCGCCCCCGCUGCUCUGCUGCAGCUGGAUAAACGCCUGGCUGAUCACCUGCGCUGGCGUUCUUGGCGUGCGUGCCUCCUCUGGCUCUGCAGGAGGUCUUCCACCUGAACAUCCCCUGUAUCCAUUCUUGAGAAGACUGAUUAAGUGGAAGAGGAAGGAAGGGCUGAGCUAUCAAUGCUGGGAUUUCUCCCCAUGGUCAC
Molecule: messenger RNA, 1764 nt
Organism: Alligator sinensis (Chinese alligator)
Lineage: Eukaryota; Metazoa; Chordata; Crocodylia; Alligatoridae
Product: circumsporozoite protein-like
Exons: 2
Coding region: 995-1672 (225 amino acids)
Source: RefSeq, a predicted model, not a curated record